CAGAAACUCAAACAGAGAGAGAGAUCAAAGUUGUGUCACGCAAAAAAUGGAGAAGGAUAUGAUCGGUGCAUCCAGAGCUCAUUGUUUAGUCUUUCCCUAUCCAGCUCAAGGACACAUUAAUCCUAUGGUGGAAUUCUCCAAGCGUUUGAAGCACAAAGGAGUGGAAGUUACACUGGUUAACACCCACUUCAUCUCCAAGAACAUACAAAAAGAAGGUAACUCCAUCGCGCUAGAGACCAUCUCCGAUGGCUACGACGAAGGCGGGAGAGAGCAAGCAGAGAACGACCAAACCUAUUUGGAGCGCUUUGAGAGAGUCGGUUCGAAAAAUCUGACCGAACUCCUGGAGAAACUUUCUAGGUCAGGGCGUCCUGUUAACUGUAUUGUUUAUGAUCCUUUCUUGCCUUGGGCUCUUGACAUAGCCCAAGAGUCUGGAUUAGUCGCAGUGGUGUUUCUCACUCAAUCCAUUGCUGUCGAUAUUAUAUACUACCAUGUCCACAAGGGAGAGCUGAAACUCCCUCUUUUAGAGCCAGAAGUUUUGCUUCCUGGCUUGCCACCUCUCGAACCUCAAGACAUGCCAUCCUUCAUUUACAAGUUGGGAUCCUAUCCAGAUAUCUUCGACAUGCUCGUGGGGCAAUUCUCUAAUGUUGAGAAAGCUGAUUGGGUCCUUUGCAACACCAUAUAUGAGCUGGAACAAGAGGCGGUGGAUUGGAUGUCAAAGAUAAUGCCUAUGAGGACGGUGGGACCAACAAUUCCAUCUAUGUUCUUAGACAAGCGGCUUGAAGAUGAUAAAGACUAUGGUCUCAGCAUCUUUAAACCAAACACCGAUGCCUGGGUGAAAUGGUUAAAUGAUCGCCCGAAAGGGUCUGUUGUUUAUGUCUCUUUUGGGAGUAUGGCCAUUCUUGAAGUUGAGCAAAUGCAAGAACUGGCAUGGGGUCUGAGGAUGAGCAACAACUAUUUCUUGUGGGUGGUAAGGGCGUCAGAGGAGGCAAAACUCCCCAAAAACUUUGUAGAGGAGACGUUAGAAAAGGGAUUAGUGGUUCAAUGGUGUCGUCAAUUAGAGGUCUUAACACACGAGGCAGUAGGAUGUUUUGUGACCCAUUGUGGGUGGAACUCCACGUUGGAGGCCCUGAGCUUCGGCGUUCCAAUGGUUGCAAUGCCACAAUGGACAGACCAGAGUACGAAUGCAAAGUAUAUUAUGGAUUUUUGGAAGAUGGGACUUAAAGCUCCGAUGGAUGAGAAAGGGUUAGUGAGGCGAGAAGGAGUAGUGCACUGCAUAAUGGAGAUAAUGGAAGGAGAGAGUGGAGAAGAGAUAAAGAAAAAUGCCUUCAAAUGCAGAAAAUUGGCAAAAGAGGCUAUUGACAAAGGUGGAAGUUCUGACAAAAACAUUGAAGAAUUUGUAGCUAAUCUGGUUGCUCGUAGCUCGUAAGUCCUAGUUAGAUGAUCUUCCCUUCCAUCAAUAAAAAUGUUAUAUCUCCACACAAAAAAUAUUAUAAAAAAAAGUUGUGAUGUGGCAAAUAUUAUAUAAAAAAAAAAAGUUAUGAUGUGGGGUAGCUUAAUGAAUUAUUUCAGAUUUAUUUUAAAAUAAAAAAACAUUUUACAAGAGAAAUUAUAUGACUUUCCUUUAUAAAUUUAUAUAAAUUUACAUCAAAUUAUAUCCUAUUUACUUUUUGUAAAAUAGGCCAUUUUGUAAUCAUAUUCAAUCUCAUAAGGAUUAGGAAUGGUGAACAUCCUAAUCCAGUUGCUGACAAAUCUCUGUCCUCAUGAAGUUGAGCUAUAUAUCCGGCUUACUGAUAUUCUCUUGUAAGUACCAUUUUAGGGUGGAGCUUUGCUAGCUACUCGUAAAGUAGUUGUGAAUAAUCUUUUCAUUGUAAUAAAUUGAUCACAAAAGUUCAUUUUCUUAGUAUCAUACACUCUACUUUUAUAUUUA
Molecule: messenger RNA, 1927 nt
Organism: Carya illinoinensis
Lineage: Eukaryota; Viridiplantae; Streptophyta; Magnoliopsida; Fagales; Juglandaceae
Product: mogroside IE synthase-like
Exons: 2
Coding region: 47-1426 (459 amino acids)
Molecular function (GO): UDP-glycosyltransferase activity
Source: RefSeq, a predicted model, not a curated record